AGUUUUGGAAUCAUAGUGAGCACUUUUAUCAGCUUGCCAUACUGGAUUGGAUUUCUGAUUGAAAGUUCUGUGUUCUUCUGCACUCAUCUAGCCAUGUGGACUUCAGUAGCAGUUUCAGUCUCCAGACUGCUGAUGGUAGUAAAGUUUGAGAAUAUGAUGAUGUACGCACCUGAAAUCCUGUCCCAACGGAUAAUCAAGAUCUUGCUCUUAUUCUGCCUUCUUCUUACAUGCUUUCCUGCAGUAGUUGUCUUCAAUAACGGCAUCUUAACUACCCAAGUCUCUUAUUUUACUGGAUUGGAGGUAACUGACAUGGUAAGCCCACACUUCAUUGCUUUGUCAGGAAGCUCUAUAUUUGCCAUCAUGACUUCAGUAAGUUCAUAUGGUUACAACGGGUACCAUCUAUACCAACAUCACAAUCACAGGAAACCAUUAAAUAACCAUAAGAAAAGAUUCUACUUAUUUCAUGCAAAUGCUGUACAUUUGUAUCUGAGUUGGGCCUACCUUGGCCUUCCUAAUUUGGACUGUCCAAGCUUAGCAUAUAUUGACUAA
This is a messenger RNA of Eurytemora carolleeae, 549 nucleotides long. RefSeq lists its product as uncharacterized. The transcript has 3 exons. The record is from RefSeq and is a predicted model, not a curated record. NCBI's taxonomy places the organism in Eukaryota, Metazoa, Arthropoda, Copepoda, Calanoida, Temoridae. The annotation marks the transcript as partial.